Pediculus humanus corporis (human body louse) is the source of this 1170-nucleotide messenger RNA. RefSeq lists its product as uncharacterized. The record is from RefSeq and is a predicted model, not a curated record. The coding region runs from base 1 to 1170 and encodes 389 amino acids. Gene Ontology annotation, molecular function: ligand-gated sodium channel activity. Gene Ontology annotation, cellular component: membrane. Gene Ontology annotation, biological process: sodium ion transmembrane transport. Lineage: Eukaryota; Metazoa; Arthropoda; Insecta; Psocodea; Pediculidae. The transcript has 9 exons.
AUGGUUCAGAUACCAUCUAAAACAAAUCGAAUUUGGAAAAAAAUUCAAGAAUGGCUUUUUCAACAAAGAUUUCAAGAUUGGAUUAAAUGGGUAGUCGUUGGAAUAUGUUUGUUAAUUGUAUACAUUCAGUUAGUAGAAUGUUGUUAUAAAUUAAAAAAUCCACCGAUAACAAGUCAUUCGAUUUUAUCAUUAAACGAUUCAUUAUUUUAUCCGGCAGUUACUAUAUGUAGAGAACCUCCUUACAAUAAAGAAGUAUUUCCGAAAUUUAAUUUUCCUGUUGAUCACAUUGGAUCGUUUCCAUAUUCAUCUUUUUGGAAAAAUUAUCCCUACGAUAUAUACAACAUCAGUGAUUUUUGGAAUGAAGCCGUUUAUGAUCAAAGCGUUUUGUCCAGCUGUGGAUUGGAUAGAAAAAAUGUUAACAUUACCAGUUCUUUACAUUUGAAAAAUGGAAUGUGUCACACCAUAAAACCAAUUUUUCCAGUACAAUCAGUUGGUAGAAGAUCUGGAUAUAGUUUAUUCUUAACACACGAUUUGCAAGAUUAUAAACCACUGGUCGACGAAGAGCCUGGUUGGAAAAUUUACAUACACGAACCUAGAGAAAAAUUUUCAGAAAAUAUAAAUUUAAUGUCAAGCAGACAGGAUCAUGUUUUUGUCCCAGUUGGUGAAAUCACUGAAGUUAGCAUUGAUGCCUAUCAAUUUAAUGUUUUAAGAAAUUGUUCAGAUGAAGAAAAUUAUAGUGUAACUGAGUGUGAAGAAAAUUGUACUAUUAAUGAAGAUAUAAAGCCAAAUGUGCCUUGUACAGGACCAUGGUUUCCUAAUUUAGAUAAAAGACUUUGCAAUAAUUAUGAAGAAAUGAGAACUUUGUUAAAAGCAGCUUUUGGAAUCAAAUAUAAAAAUUGUUGCAAAAAAAAUUGUAAAACUACUCAUUAUAAAUUAUUUGUUGUUAAGAGAACACCUUGUCCUGAAGAAAGAAAACUAAGUAGCACAGCCAUCAUUUAUUUCUCAUCAAAAACAGUCAUUACAUUAGAAGAAAGAUAUUCUUAUAACUGGAGCGACUUUUUAGGAGAAAUAGGUGGAACGGUUGGUUUUCUUUUAGGUUUGUCAAUUAUUGGCGCCAUUGAUAUAAUAAGCGACGCAUUUAAAAAUUAUCACCAUAAUAAAAAUCAAUAA